Messenger RNA from Lodderomyces margitis, 729 nucleotides. RefSeq lists its product as uncharacterized. Gene Ontology annotation, biological process: double-strand break repair via homologous recombination; meiotic joint molecule formation; meiotic DNA recombinase assembly involved in reciprocal meiotic recombination. The record is from RefSeq and is a predicted model, not a curated record. Lineage: Eukaryota; Fungi; Ascomycota; Pichiomycetes; Serinales; Debaryomycetaceae. The transcript has a single exon. The coding region runs from base 1 to 729 and encodes 242 amino acids. Gene Ontology annotation, cellular component: Swi5-Swi2 complex; Swi5-Sfr1 complex.
AUGUCCGACACUGCAGAUCACGAUAACUCGCUACUUGAGUCAACCACGAACCUCAACAUAGAUAAUAACGAAGCUGAUACCAGUACUACCAGUCAUCACCCCCAAUCACAAUCGCGUUCACGAUCACAUCUUCCUACAUCUCCACCUCCUUCCUCUGCAGGAACUACCUCCAUAGCUAAUACUACGGUUGAUUCGUCUGUAAGUUCAGGUUUACGCAAUCACAAGAUGGCUAAUGAAACCCAAACUCGUGAAGGCAAAUCCACAGAAAUUUCAACUAGUGAGACGCAGGGGAUGGGUGCACCAACAACCUCAACUAUACCCCCAAUUAUAACUGAUGUAAAGCUUGCUACAGAACCAUUUGUGGAAUCACUUAGCACGUCUCCCACUUCGCCAACUACAUUUAUAGCACCACGGGAAUCCUUCAAGUCCCAUUCAGCCACUUCCUCCACAUCCACGCUUACGCCAGAAGACCAAGAACGCAUCUCGACAAAGGAAAAGAAUCUCGAUGAAAUCAAACAGCAGUGUUCAUGUUUGAUUCAUGAGUUGGAAGGGAACGAACAACCAGAAGUUAUCAUCAAGAAACAUAUUCAACAAUUGAAGAAAUAUAACGAGUUGAAAGAUGUUGCAUUACAAUUAGUAACAUUGAUUGCAGACCAGAGACAAGUGAAAACAACCGAUAUCCUUAAUGAAAUGAAACUUGAAGUUGGUGAAAAUGGCAAUGAAAUUUAG